AUGCUGGAUUUUACUCCUCCAUUUAAGGGCUGGGCCAGAUGCGUAGCUUACGCAACCUUCUACUUAUCAUUACUUGGCCACAUGGUUAUAGUACUUUAUACACUAGACGCUUUUCAUGCGGAAGGCGAAAUCGAGUCUAACCAUGGGCUUGUCGCGGCUUGUUUCGUCACUCAGUGGUGCAGAUGCAGUUCAUUAUCCAUUUUUCCUUCGGUAAUGCUUGAAAGAUAUUACGCUUCCUAUCAUGUAACUGAUUAUGAGGCAAAACCGAGAAAAUGGGUAGCAUCUUUGGUGAUCACAGUAUCUUGUAUCUUAACGACUGCUACCGCUGUUCCGCUUAUAUAUGUCGUAUAUAUAUCAUUAUAUCGACGUGACAAAAAGCAAGUACGUUAUAUCACCUCGCCCCUCUGCACACAUUACCCGCUUAGCGCGCGAUUCCAACUUGCUGAGAAUUUACGAGUUAUGAAGAUCGUUAUGUAUUCGUCAAUAGUAUACAGCAUCUGGUUGGUACCUCCCUGCAUUGCAAUGUUUUUGACAUAUCUUUAUUUCAAACCAACAAGUGCAGCAGGACAAAUAUGCUACGCCACAUACGAGUUUUUCGUGUCACUCUCGGUAUUACUGCUACUCGUACACACAAUGGUGAAGAGUGGAAGAUUCUUUUUUACGCUAUGCCCUAAAACUGUUGAACAUCAUGCAGUCGACAGGCAUGUCAGCGAUAGAACGACUAGCAUGUACUUCCAGCAACUUACUGCAGCUUGGAAGUAUUAA
Messenger RNA from Cylicocyclus nassatus, 765 nucleotides. The record is from the annotation of a GenBank genome assembly. Lineage: Eukaryota; Metazoa; Nematoda; Chromadorea; Rhabditida; Strongylidae.